Orbilia oligospora ATCC 24927 is the source of this 1653-nucleotide messenger RNA. RefSeq lists its product as uncharacterized. The record is from RefSeq and is a predicted model, not a curated record. Bases 1 to 1653 code for a protein of 550 amino acids. The transcript has a single exon. NCBI's taxonomy places the organism in Eukaryota, Fungi, Ascomycota, Orbiliomycetes, Orbiliales, Orbiliaceae.
AUGGUUACAAGCAAGCUCCUUCUCGGGGCGAUCCUCAGUUCAACCUCCGUCCUCGGAGCCUACAUCCCGCACGCUCCGCGCGCUGAACCCUCAAAACCCCAUACCACAAGUGGCAUGGGUGGCUAUCGCACCGUCUCUAUUACUAGCGCGGGCAGUGUCGUAUCCACCAUGGUCUACAAUAAAAGCAUGACCAUGCACGGAACUGGCACCGGUACCGGAGGCACAUACAUGCCCAGCAUGACAGCAUACCCAACCAUGAAGCCUGGACAUAACAAGACCAGCUCCAUGAAGAUGUCUUCAUACAUGGAAGAUGAAGAUGAUGACAUGGAAGAGACGUCUACCUACAUGAUGGGCGGCAUGACGUCUACCUACGGUUUCGACGACAUGGAUGAUAUGACAUCUACCAUGAUGGAUGAUGAUAUGGCUACCGCCUACCCGACCAUGAACCCCAAGCAUAAUAUGACAAAGUCCCACAUGAUGGAUGAUGAUGAUGAUGAGGUUCCUACUCAGACCAAGUUGGCGGUUACUUUUACUGGAGUAUCAAGCAUGAUGAUGACUUCUACUAUGAUGGAUGACGAGAUGGAGACGGCUAUGCCUACAACGGAUUACGAGGAUUAUAUGCCUUCUUCCACGGACGAUGAGGAUAUGCCCGAAGAAACCAGUACCAUGGAAGAUGAAUAUAUGCCUGAAAAAACCAGUACCAUGGAAGAUGAUAUGCCCGAGCCAACCAGCACCAUGGAAGAUGAAUAUAUGCCUGAACAAACCAGCACCAUGGAAGAUGAUAUGCCCGAAGCAACGAGUACUAUGGAGGAUGAAUAUAUGCCCGAAAAAACUAGCACCAUGGAGGGCGAGGAUAUGCCUGAACAAACCAGCACCAUGGCCUAUGAUGACAUGCAAUCUACCAUGAUGACUGAAAUGUCUUCAACAAUGGCCAUGACAACCGAAAUGCCUACCAUGACUGCCAUGUCCACCACUACCACCAUGAUGAUGAUGAGUAUGCCCGCCAGUUCAUCCGUCACCGCCACCCCAGUCGCAGCAAUCCCCACCUCUCCACCCGUCAACAUCUUCACCGACAAGUCCCGUUACCAAUCCUACUCUAAAAUCCCCCAAGACCAACUAGUCUACAUCUCCAACCACAUCUUCGAAGAAGUUGACAAGUGGGGUAAGAUCAAGUUGACUGCUAACGCUGAGCUUCAAAACAGCAUGGUCGCCGGAAAAGCAUGGUUCGAGAAGGAGAAGGAAAAGAACGGAAAGGACUCCAUUUGUACCGCACCAGCUUAUACAGGCGGUGAACCUCAGGACACACUGAUCUACUGCAAUAAGGAGAGUAGAUAUGGUAUUAGAAUCAAUAACUUGAUGGACGCUGCUUGGAGUGAAACUUGUUGGGAUAUCGUUAAUAAUGCGGUUUGGUUGUCCCAAGCUAUUACCAGCGGUAACGUUGGAAUUCCUGAAGGUGAAGUACCGGAGUAUUAUAUGACCGCGAAUAACCCUAUUCCAACGAGGUUCUUCCAACAUAAAGAAAUCCAGGUUACUGAAGGAAGACCAUGGAAUGUCACUGGUCAAGUCUUUAAGGGUGGUAAUCCAUUACGAAUGGCUUAUAUUACUCUUGAGAACCCAGGGUGCCCAGACGCCUGGAAGAAUGCUGAGGCGUAA